GUAUUUGCAGGAUUUGGAAACAGUUUGAAGAAACAAACAUUUUCCUACGGCAAAAACGCGUAACUGCUCAAUUUACAACGGCCCCCAAUGGCAAAAACGCGUAACUUCACAGGUACACGCUUUUGGCACAGUAAUGUCGCUGAUCGUAGGUGACAAAACCGCGUAUGUAAACGGAUACGUGUUUUUGACUCGGAAAACGGAGCGCGUGGAAACCAUUGAGGCUAGCGUUUCACAGAUACGUGUCAGUUACUCGUUUCUGUCUUUGGAAAACCUUACAGGCACUACUCAUACUUUAAUCUACCAACCUUAUAUCCCUUUUUAGUUCUUUUUAAAAUAAUGAACAUACACUUUUUACUUGAUCAAAAUGUGCGCCUCGUCGAGACGAAUUCAAUGAUACCAAUAACUCCAUUUCUAUAAAAAUGUUAGUUACGUGUUUUUGACUUUGGAUGGCAGAAACAACAGGGGCCCAGCAAUAUACCGUGAUAGAAAUCGCUGGGCAGUGGAACCCACCCAGAGUUCUGCAAUUCCAUGUCCAUUUUGUCACUGAUCAGAAAGACUUCUACCCAACGCAGUCUAUUACCUUCAGUUCCCAUAUUCCUGAGCUUAUGGAUUGAAUGUUUGUGUUGCACAUUAUUGAAAACCUUGUGAAAGGACAUAAAGUAUUAUCAAAAGACAUUUUUGUCAAGAGGUUCUGCCUUAUAGUCUAUGGCUUUGAUUUGCUAAGUUAAGCAGAUCCUGCCAGGCCAAAAACCCUAUUGGUUUUUGGAUAUCAGUUUACCUCAAAUCAGACAGUCCAGUAUAUGAUCCCUGACCCCAGGUUCCAAAACAUAACAGGCAUUUGAAGUUGGGCCAAUUGGCUAGGAGUGUUUUGGGUGUGUAGACUGCUUCUUGGAUAGUGGAAUUAUUUCAACUUUUCCCAUUCUUUUGGCAGUGUUGCAGACUCCAGGGGCUUGUGAAAGAGGAAUUCAGGGGCUUGUGAAAGGACAGGAUUUCACUCAAACAUGCCAAUAAGGACAUCAGAAUUAGUGUUUUAAUUUUGGUAUGGUCCAGGAAACUUGUGGCAAUUACGGUUCUCUAAUUUCUUCCCAAUGGAUUCCACUGUCAGCUGCAAACUACUGAUCUGGCGUGUUACCCCACUACCCCACCCUAGUGAGCUGAUGCCAUUCCCUGCUCUUGGGUGGACACUGAGCAAAGACUUGCUCAACACAUAUACCUUUUCAAAGUGUGUUUUACCCUACACCUUGGCCCAGUCCUGGCAUCUCCAGACAUGGUCCUUACCUUUGCAGGGAAAGAAACAUGCUGUCAAAAACUGUAGGUUUGCCUUUUGAUGCUGUCAUUACAUGAUCAGUAUUUACUUUGAAUGCAUGAUCAUCAUUAACUUUGAAUAUCCUGGUUGAUGGGGGUCACAGAUAUUGCAUUUUAGGGAUGCUACCCUGAGUGCAGCAUAGCCAGGGGAAGGGAGGUUUGCCCAGCAUAAUCAUUGUGUAACUGGUGAAGGGUGAGGGGAGGGUGGCAUUUUGCAUUCCAGCUUAUGUGAGACUUGCACAUGCACAUGAUUUGGUGUGAUACUUCAUCUUUUUCUACAUUUUGUGGGUGAGGGAUGGUAUAAACUGGGAUUUGUAUUGAUUUUUCCAACGUGACUGUGUCACAUCUCAAUCAUUUGCCACAAGCAUAACAGACAGACAGAGUCCACAGCACAGGUGAGUUAAAGAAUGUGUAACAUUAUUUGUAUAAGGCCCAUUGGCAGAUGUAUACAUAUUCUCUGCUGGCAUUGGAAGGGAAUGUUCCACAUUUGUAUGGCAUUUCCACUGAGAUAGCCAUGUUGAAGACCAUUUGGUGCAGUUUGCAGCCCUGUCCUUAAGACCGAAAUCUUAGCUUCUGAGCCAUACUGCCCGCGAAGAUGUGCAGACUAUUUCGGGGUCUAUUUCGAGGUCACCCAGGCAUCCAUGACGCCAUAAUAACUUUUUCAAACAUUUUUUUUUUCAACUGACAUUCCAUUAGCUAUGCGGCAAUCAAAGCCAGUGAAUAUAUCAUCGUCGAAUCAUUCAUAUCCGGCGUUCGUGAGCGCGAUUUCAAGAUGUAACGGCCGUAAUUGGCUCUCAUCAGUGUUGUGCAGGGAACAAUGAAGUAAGCAAACAAUGACGUUUUUAGAAGGAUAUUUACUUAACAGAGGAAUUGUGUUAUCUAGAGUGGUCUUUUUCGCCGAAAGUUUUCUUGUAGUUAGAAGCGAGCUUAUUUCAUUGUAUCUGAUGUUUGUUCAAUAUCUUCAAAUGUGGAGCAUUGUCUUUAAGGGAGCAAGCAUUCACAUUUAUGUACAGUAGGUUCAUUUUAAUGUCUUUGAGUAUUUCUUCAGUGGUAUCAGCAGCCACUGCAGCUUUGGUUCAUAGCUACCUCCAUAUACUCUUCUUGUAUUUUGGGGUGACUCAGACCUAACUGCAGCCGACAGGUGACGCUGCAGCAAUGCCGGCUGCCGGGCACGUGGCGCCAGCCUGUCGUUGACUGCUGGCUGGGCAGCCGCCCCUAGGCUCGGCCGGCGGCUGGCAUGGCCUGCACGCCGGCGCGCUCCUGCCGGCUGCAGGUGGCGCGCUGCGUGCAUGUGGUGCGCGCCUCCCACCUCACCGCCUUCGUCGUCGCCUACGUGCUGGUCUUCCUCGUCGCUAACGUGGUGGUGCUGAAGGCGUACUGGGAGCAGCGGCAGCGCGAGCUGGAAGAGCAGCGGCAGUGGCGCCAGCUGAGCGGCCAGCCGGCGCGCCGGCCGCUGGGCGGCGCCGACGCCUUCCUGCAGCGGUUGCAAAACUCAGUCUCGGGCGGCCGGCAGCGCGCCGUGUUCACGUGCGCCGACUUUCCCACACUGGAGGUGGGACGGCGGCUCGGAUUUGGCUGGAGCAAGGAGGUGUUCGCCGCCACGUACGGGGGCCGGACGGCGGCCGUGAAGACGGUGAACGUGGAGGGCCGCGACAUGCGUGAGUGUCGGCUGACCGGCGCCAACUAUACCGACUGCUACGGCCGUACGGCGGAGAAGAUGUACCGCGAAGUGCGCCUGCUGCACCAGCUGCGCCACCCCAACAUCAUACAGCUGUACGGCUUCUGCAUGUCGCUGGGCCGCGGCGAGAGCAGCGUGGUCGCCAUGGUGACCGAGCUGGGCGAGCCGCUGCACCAGCUGGCGCUGCUGCAGCGCUCCUGGGAGCAGCGGCUGCGGCUGGCGCUGGACGCGGCCGACCUGCUCCAGUACCUGGCCACGUCGCCGUUGGGCCCGGCCGGCUUGGCCGACCUCCGGCUGGAGCAGUUCCUCGCCGCCGACGGCCGGCUCAAGCUGGCUGACCUGGACGACCUGCAGCUGGAGGAGCCGCGCUGUCGGAGCGCCGAGCAGUGCCUGCUGCCGUCGCCGGCCGCCGCCGCCGCUCCGCUGGUGCGCUGUACGGCCGGCAGGUGUCAGGGAUACAAUGCGCGGCGUAACCAGGCGCUGGCGGCGCCGCGGCUGCUGGCGCCGCUGUUGGAGCAGGGCGCGCCGGCACCUCUGAACGCCAGUGUCGCCGCCCUGGUGGCCGGGUACGCGGCGGCCGACCGGAGCGCCGCCGAGAUGCGCAGUCGCGCCCACCGUCUGCUGGAGCUGUUCCAGCGGCACGGCUACGGUGUCACCGACAGCGGCUCCGCCGAGUACGAGCCGGUGUACAACGCUACGCUGCCGGGCCACAACUACCGGUGCUCUCUCUCCUCGGAGCUAGGCCGGUGCUCGCUGUCCGUUUCGGGCCAGCGCGAGGCGUCGGCCCUCUGCUCGGCCGACCGCCGCUGCGAGGGAUACGUGCUCACCAAUCGCACCACCUGGACAGGCCGCCUGAUGACGCACUUCAAGACGCGCAUAGUGACGGGCGAGGUACGGCCCGAGCUCAAUUCGACGCUCUACAUUCGGCAGACGGCCAGGUGACGCCUCCGCCCCCUUGUGACGGCAGCUGAGGCUCAAGUUCCCUGGACUGCCGCUAGAUGUCGGCGUGAGCGCGGAGGCCCGGCGUCGUGAUGCACUGGGAGCGGAAUACCGUGUGGCGCGACGGACUUGCGGCCAAAUGUGCGGCAGACGGCGCACAGUGAUAGCUUUACUCCGGCGGCCACUAGCUGGUCGUUUGCCGCGUGUGCAGGGUUCGUGUGAUAGUUGCGCGCGGCACGCUGAAAUGGCUGGGACGAGCCAUGCGAGCAAGCUAAUCGAGCAAAUGGCUAUUCGAUGAACUACCGACGCUGGUAGCUUUUAUAUUUCUACUUUACGUACGCUGACCACCAAGUUUGUAUGGGACUGUUUGCGAGCAACGCAUUGUCGCGUAGCCUGUGUGGGUUUAUGCCAAUGAACACCGUGUUCAGAAAAGGCGCUUUUGGGUUU
Messenger RNA from Pollicipes pollicipes, 4369 nucleotides. RefSeq names its product extracellular tyrosine-protein kinase PKDCC. Gene Ontology annotation, biological process: peptidyl-tyrosine phosphorylation; skeletal system development. Bases 2543 to 3925 code for a protein of 460 amino acids. NCBI's taxonomy places the organism in Eukaryota, Metazoa, Arthropoda, Thecostraca, Pollicipedomorpha, Pollicipedidae. Gene Ontology annotation, cellular component: extracellular region. Gene Ontology annotation, molecular function: non-membrane spanning protein tyrosine kinase activity; ATP binding. The record is from RefSeq and is a predicted model, not a curated record. The transcript has 5 exons.